AUGGCGGGGCCCAUCUUCAACACCGAGCGCCAUGUCAAAUAUUACCUCCGCUGCCUGAAGACCUUCCUCCCCUCGGCCUAUGUCUCCAAUGACUCCAAUCGCAUGCUCCUCGCCUACCUAACCCUCGGCGGUCUCGACGUUCUCGGUGUUCUACAAAGCAAAACAACCCCGGAGGAGCGGCAAGGGUACAUCGAUUGGCUCUACCAUUGCCAAGUACCCUCGGGCGGCUUUCGGGGAUUUUCAGGCACGGACUUUGGCGAUGAGAAGCGGACAUCGGACAACAAAGCUUGGGAUCCGGCCAAUGUCCCCGCGACAUUCUUUGCGCUGGUCAAUUUGCUCAUUCUGGGCGAUGACUUGGCCCGAGUGAAGCGGAGGGAAUGCUUGGAGUGGCUCCCGAAGCUGCAGCGUGAAGACGGGAGUUUUGGAGAAGUGUUGGGACCAAAUGGGACAAUUGAAGGGGGUAGUGAUCUACGAUAUUGCUGUUGCGCAUCGGGGAUACGCUAUAUCCUACGAGGCCAAGCCGGAAAGGGCGUUGAAGAUGUGCCAGAUAUUAAGGUCUCUAAAUUAAUCUCAUUUAUCGAGGCGUGUCAGAGCUACGACGGCGGAAUGGGCGAGUCGCCUUUUCGUGAAUCGCACAGUGGUCAUACAUAUUGUGCAGUUGGAUCUCUGCACUUUCUGCGUCAGGAAACAGAUAAAAUCCCGUCUGCCCAGCUGCUGUCUCCGGGCUCGAAGAAGUUUGAGGGUCUGGUGGGCUGGCUGGCAUCGCGGCAGACCGAUAAAUUGCUCGGCGAGGAGGAUGAGGAGGGGAAGAAGAAGUAG
This is a messenger RNA of Penicillium subrubescens, 819 nucleotides long. It is a transcript of the gene cdc43, whose product is annotated as protein geranylgeranyltransferase type I subunit CDC43. Gene Ontology annotation, cellular component: CAAX-protein geranylgeranyltransferase complex. Gene Ontology annotation, biological process: protein geranylgeranylation. NCBI's taxonomy places the organism in Eukaryota, Fungi, Ascomycota, Eurotiomycetes, Eurotiales, Aspergillaceae. The transcript is spliced from 3 exons. The coding region runs from base 1 to 819 and encodes 272 amino acids. The record is from RefSeq and is a predicted model, not a curated record. Gene Ontology annotation, molecular function: CAAX-protein geranylgeranyltransferase activity.